This is a messenger RNA of Arvicanthis niloticus (Nile rat), 1736 nucleotides long. RefSeq names its product high mobility group AT-hook 1 (gene Hmga1). NCBI's taxonomy places the organism in Eukaryota, Metazoa, Chordata, Mammalia, Rodentia, Muridae. Gene Ontology annotation, cellular component: chromatin; nucleus. Gene Ontology annotation, biological process: regulation of DNA-templated transcription. Gene Ontology annotation, molecular function: transcription coregulator activity; DNA binding. The record is from RefSeq and is a predicted model, not a curated record.
GCGGGCGGGCCCGUCCCCCCUGCCCCUGGGUCGCUCUUUUUAAGCUCCCCUGAGCCGGGGCUGCGCUCUUCUAAUUGGGACUCGGAGUCGGGGCUAUUUCUGGUGUUGGCGCGGCUCCAAGAAGGCAUCCGCAUUUGCGACCGGCGGCGGCAGAGGCAGAGCCCAGGCCGGUGCCCUGCGCCCAGCCCCGCCGUACCCGGCAGCCCCAAGCGCGCCCCGCCGGCGGCCUGCAGAGCUCGCGCCAGACUCACUCUGUGCUGCCCGGUACGUAGAGAAAAAUGAGCGAGUCCGGCUCAAAGUCCAGCCAGCCUCUGGCCUCCAAGCAGGAAAAGGAUGGGACUGAGAAGCGGGGCCGGGGUAGGCCUCGCAAGCAGCCUCCGGUGAGUCCUGGGACGGCGCUGGUAGGGAGUCAGAAGGAGCCCAGUGAAGUGCCAACUCCGAAGAGACCUCGGGGCCGACCAAAGGGAAGCAAGAAUAAGGGUGCGGCCAAGACGCGGAAAGCCACCACAACUCCGGGGAGGAAAUCAAGGGGCAGACCCAAGAAACUGAAGGAGGAAGAGGAGGGCAUCUCCCAGGAGUCCUCGGAGGAGGAGCAGUGACCAACCGCAGUGCCGCCUGCUCCUUAGCCACCGACAGGAGGAGCAGCUUUCCCCUGGGACAGGAAGCCCUGCUCCCAGGCCCCUCCCCGCCCCCACUGCACACUACCGCGCCAGGCACCAGCUGCAGGCUCUGCUCUGCAGCACCCACGGGAGCAGGAUUUGGUUCAGUCCCUGUGCCCUCGUCCCCAACACACCUGCCCCCUCCUGACAAGGCUAACUUCCCAUUUAGCUGCGGCCCGGCCUGCUGCCUACCUUCCUUAGAGCCCUGGCUCUCGGGGCGCUUUGUUUUGCGGGUCCGUCCCUUCUGCCCUGCUGUUCCUGGCUUCCCCGUAGAGGGUCCUGGGAGCAUUCCCUGGCCUUAAGGGGCCCCAGCCCCAUCUCAUUUUGACAAGCCCCAUUGGCUGACCUGGCAGCAGUGUGGUCAGUACAGGGGAUGCUUAGAUCCCAGCAUGUCCCCCACUGAAGUGUCACCGGGUGGGUUUCUCAAGCCCCCUCCUGCCCCACCCUACGGAGAUCCUGCACUGGGUUGGCUGAGCCCCUUGGUUGGACAACAGGAAGUAGGAUGGUGUUGGCUCCACCCACGGAGGUCCUAAUCUUCCACCUAAGGCAGACGGGCACCAACAUGCCUCCCACUACACUCUAGGCAGUUCCUUCCUCCAGCAGGGCACUAAGGAGCUAGCCUUGCCGCCCCCUCCUUUCGCUCCUCCCUGCCCCCCAAGGUUCUGGUUCCAUCUUUCCUCUGUUCACAAACUACCUCUGGACGGUUGUGUUGUUUUUUUUUGUUCAAUGUUCAUUCUUAGACACCUACCAUUGCUGCUGCUACCAGCGUCAGAUGUUCAUCCUCCCAAUUUUGCCUGUAUUCUCUCCCCACCCCCCACAGUACACUCUAGGGGAAGGGGGGCUGGGGCGCAGCAGGCUGGUUACCAACAACCCCGCACUAGGGAAAAUGGGGCCCGCCCCAUUGAUGCUGCAGCAGAGUGAAGAGGGGGGCCCACUUUGAUGGGAAAAGGAUGUAGGACCACCUCCCCUUGUUCUGUGGGGGGAGGGGUGGCCAGUAUUUGUCCCAGCCCGGGGCUUCCCCUCUGGUUUCCUAUUUGCAGUUACUUGAAUAAAAAAAAAAAUAGUCUUUUCUGGGCA